ACGAAGUGACAGCGCCACUGAAUUAAGCACGUCAGGGGUGCAUAUCGAUCCUUGCUUCUGAAUCGCCCCUCACAAUCACUGUUGUAAGGGGGACAGGUCGGCCUCCUACUUGACGCAUCAUAUCACGUAACAGUUGACAUAUGUCCGGCGCAGCUAUGUUGAAGCAUAUGGUUCCGUUGUUUUCAGUCUUGGCUGUUGUCUUGCCCACCACCUUUCAAGUCAUCUGGCACGGGUUGCGGAAGAAACAGAAGAUGCAAGGCAGUCGCGGGAGAUUUAUUCUUCAUUCUUACCACAAUCGCUGCUUCGCAAUGUUUGUAUGGCCACAACGCGUGAUGUGGUACGGCUAUUGGUCGCAACUGAAGCUUACGAUAAAGAUUAUAUUGAAGUUACAGGUACUCCUAACGGAGAUGGCAAGAGAAUCAUUGUGGCAUAAUUGAUGGGAUCAUGGGAAAGGGGGAAUUGAAAAGGUCUGUCAAAUGACAAAAGCACAUGACUAGAAAAUGAGAUGCGUGCCAUGGUCACCACAGAUUGAUGACAAGUGAUUACAGGGCAUCGCAACGAGGAAGGGGUCGAUAUUCCCCCAAGAUGGUUCC
Molecule: messenger RNA, 593 nt
Organism: Suillus bovinus
Lineage: Eukaryota; Fungi; Basidiomycota; Agaricomycetes; Boletales; Suillaceae
Exons: 1
Coding region: 141-437 (98 amino acids)
Source: RefSeq, a predicted model, not a curated record